AUGACUUCAUAUCAACCAGCUCAAGGCCCUCGUCCUGAAGGCGUCCGAUAUAGAGGCUUUCACCAUUUGACAUUUUGGGUCGGUAACGCAAAACAAGCAGCGUCAUACUACAUUACUCGAUUUGGCUUCGAAUAUGUGGGAUAUCGAGGUCUCGAAACAGGACACCGUGACGUUUGCUCUCAUGUCGUGAAACAAGGAACCAUAUGCUUCAUCUUCCAAUCUCCACUGAAUCCGGGAAACCAAACCUUUUCAGCCUUUGCAGGCAUGCACGGCGACGCGGUAAAGGACGUAGGAUUCGUGGUCGACGACGCCAAAAGUGUAUACCAGAAAGCUGUUGCUCGUGGAGCCAAAUCUAUUCGAGAACCUUGGGAAGAAAAGGACGACGAUGGAACUGUGGUCUUUGCUUCUAUAGCAACUUAUGGAGAUUGUGAACAUACCUUUGUCGAAACCAAGAACUACAAAGGGACCUUCUUGCCCAACUACCGCCUUACCACUCAACCUGAUCCUAUAUCUCUGCUUCUACCCCCUGUUGGUCUUGUACAAUUGGAUCAUAUUGUUGGGAACCAGCCGGAUAAUGAAAUGAUUUUGGCAUGUGAUUUCUAUGAACGAGCUCUUGAUUUCCAUCGCUUUUGGUCUGUUGAUGACUCGCAAAUGCACACUGAAUUUUCUGCCUUGAGGUCGAUUGUCAUGACAGACUAUGACGAGACUGUAAAAAUGCCAAUCAAUGAACCUGCAGCUGGAAAGAAAAAGUCUCAGAUCCAAGAAUAUGUUGACUAUCAUGGUGGAGCAGGAGUACAGCAUUUGGCUCUCAGGACUGAAGACAUUAUAUCUGCAGUAACAGCAUUACGUGCUCGUGGUGCUGAUUUCUUGACCAUCCCACCAGCCUAUUAUGAGAACUUGACUGAAAGGCUCAAGCACUCUGCCGUAAAGGUCAAAGAAGAUAUGAACAUCUUGAAAAAGUUACACAUUCUUGUCGACUACGAUGAGAACGGCUACCUUUUGCAGAUCUUUACCAAGCCUGUAGAAGAUAGGCCUACACUCUUCUUGGAAAUCAUACAACGAAACAACUUUACUGGCUUUGGAGCUGGUAAUUUCAAAGCCCUCUUUGAAGCGCUUGAGAUGGAACAGGAUAGGCGUGGAAAUCUAUAG
This is a messenger RNA of Synchytrium microbalum, 1149 nucleotides long. RefSeq lists its product as uncharacterized. Gene Ontology annotation, molecular function: 4-hydroxyphenylpyruvate dioxygenase activity. The record is from RefSeq and is a predicted model, not a curated record. Gene Ontology annotation, biological process: L-tyrosine catabolic process. The transcript has 8 exons. Lineage: Eukaryota; Fungi; Chytridiomycota; Chytridiomycetes; Synchytriales; Synchytriaceae. Bases 1 to 1149 code for a protein of 382 amino acids.